Aspergillus nidulans FGSC A4 is the source of this 3060-nucleotide messenger RNA. RefSeq names its product chromatin-remodeling protein SPT16 (gene spt16). Gene Ontology annotation, biological process: transcription by RNA polymerase II; epigenetic regulation of gene expression. The transcript has 7 exons. The coding region runs from base 1 to 3060 and encodes 1019 amino acids. The record is from RefSeq and is a predicted model, not a curated record. Gene Ontology annotation, cellular component: nucleus; FACT complex; chromosome. NCBI's taxonomy places the organism in Eukaryota, Fungi, Ascomycota, Eurotiomycetes, Eurotiales, Aspergillaceae.
AUGGGCGACGAGAUUGUCAUUGAUAAAACAGCCUUCUUCAAUCGUCUCUCGAGCUUCUAUGCAGCAUGGAAGGCAGACAAACGAUCCACCAACUCUGUCUUUGGCGGUGCGGGAUCUAUCAUUAUCCUGAUGGGGAAGACGGAUGAAGCAAACAGCUAUCAAAAGAACAAUGCUAUACAUUUUUGGUUACUCGGCUACGAAUUCCCAGCUACACUUUUCGUCUUCACACCGGAGGUUAUGUACGUUGUGACAACAGCGAAGAAAGCCAAACAUUUAGAACCCUUGAAGGGUGGAAAGAUCCCGGUCGAGAUUCUGGUAACGACUAAGGAUCAGGAAGAAAAGACGAGAUUGUUUGAAAAGUGCGUGGAUAUAAUAAAGUCCGCUGGGAAUAAGGUUGGGAUCUUACCGAGAGACACAACCACAGGUCCAUUUGUGGAAGACUGGAAGCGCGUAUAUGGAAAGAUAUCCGGCGAUGUAGAAGAAGUCGACAUUUCGCCCGCUCUUUCAGCCGCAUGCUUUUCGGUCAAGGAUACGGAUGAACUAGUGUCCAUAAGGAAUGCAUCUAGAGCUUGCAGUGGUCUGAUGUCCGAUUAUUUUGUCGAUGAAAUGUCUCGCUUGCUAGACGAAGAAAAGCAAAUGACGCAUAAAGCUCUAUCUAUGCGUAUUGACGCCAAGAUUGAUGACGCUAAAUUUUUCAACAAGCUCGCAAAACUACCGUCGGAAUUUGAUCCUCAGCAAAUCGAUUGGGCUUAUGGUCCCGUCAUUCAGAGUGGCGGGAAAUAUGACUUGAAGUUAACAGCUGUGUCUGAUGACAACAAUCUGGAACCCGGAAUCAUCAUUGCUGGAUUCGGCAUUCGCUACAAAACCUACAGUUCUAUCAUUGGGCGCACCUACCUGGUUGACCCGACAAAGUCCCAAGAGGCAAACUAUUCCUUGCUCCUAAGUGUCCAUGAGGCUGUUUUGAAGGAGGCUCGUGAUGGUGUGGUCGCCAAGGAGCUCUACAACAAGGCAAUUGGAAUUGUGCGAGCUAGGAAGCCGGAACUCGAAUCCCACUUCGUGAAAAAUGUCGGUGCUGGUAUAGGUAUUGAGCUUCGAGAUUCGAACAUGAUUCUCAAUGGGAAGAACACCCGGGUUUUGAAGAGUGGGAUGACAUUUUCUAUCACGGUCGGGCUGGUGGAUGUUGAAGAGCCGAGCGUGAAGGACAAGAAAAAGAAUGUCUAUUCAAUGAUGAUCACGGACACCGUUCGGGUUGGAGAACAGGGACCUCACGUAUUCACCAAGGACGCGGGCAUUGAUAUGGACUCUGUGUCCUUCUAUUUCGGUGACGAAGAAGAGCCACAGAAACCUGCAAAGGAGAAGAAAGAAACCAAAUCGAGUGCGAUUGCGAGCAGGAAUGUCACGAGGACAAAGCUCCGCGCUGAACGUCCUACGCAGGUAAAUGAGGGAGCAGAGGCGCGGCGCCGCGAGCACCAAAAGGAGUUGGCCGCUAAAAAGACCAAGGAGGGUUUAGACCGAUUUGCAGGUACCACUGGCGAUGAUAAUGGAGUCACGCAGAAGAAGUUCAAGAGAUUCGAGUCCUACAAGAGGGACAAUCAAUUGCCAGCCAAAGUCAAGGAUCUCACAGUUUAUGUGGAUCACAAGGCAUCUACUGUUAUUGUUCCCGUAAUGGGUCGACCAGUCCCUUUUCACAUCAAUACCAUCAAGAACGCUAGCAAAAGUGAUGAAGGGGAGUACGCCUAUCUUCGCAUCAACUUUCUUUCCCCAGGACAGGGUGUGGGAAGGAAAGACGACCAGCCAUUUGAAGAUCUGUCAGCACAUUUUCUAAGGAAUCUCACUCUCAGAUCGAAGGAUAAUGAUCGAUUUGCGCAGGUAGCUCAGGAUAUUACUGAGCUCAGGAAGAAUGCCCUGCGCCGUGAGCAGGAAAAGAAAGAGAUGGAGGAUGUGGUUGAGCAAGACAAGCUAGUUGAGAUCAGAAAUCGUCGCCCCGUGAAGUUGCCUGAUGUUUACCUUCGACCUCCGCUUGACGGUAAACGAGUACCCGGUGAGGUUGAAAUACACCAGAAUGGUCUUCGCUAUGUCUCUCCCUUCCGCAACGAACACGUCGAUGUGCUGUUCAGCAAUGUUAAACACCUUUUUUUUCAGCCUUGCGCUCAUGAGUUAAUUGUCUUGAUCCACGUCCAUCUCAAGACUCCUAUCAUGAUUGGCAAGAGAAAGACUAGAGAUAUUCAGUUCUACAGGGAGGCUACCGAGAUGCAAUUCGACGAGACCGGGAACCGAAGGCGAAAGCAUCGCUAUGGGGAUGAAGAAGAGUUUGAGGCCGAGCAAGAGGAGAGGAGGCGUCGGGCAGCUUUGGACAGAGAGUUCAAAGCAUUUGCUGAGAAGAUAGCUGAUGCUGGCAAGGAUGAGGGUGUUGAUGUCGAUAUUCCUUUCAGAGAAAUUGGCUUCACCGGUGUCCCUAAUCGGUCGAAUGUUCUGAUUCAGCCAACCACAGAUGCACUCGUUCAACUGACUGAGCCUCCCUUCCUGGUCAUCAGUCUCAACGAAAUUGAGAUUGCGCAUCUAGAGAGGGUGCAGUUUGGCCUCAAGAAUUUCGACCUUGUCUUCGUUUUCAAGGACUUCCACAGGGCACCAGUGCAUAUUAACACAAUUCCUGUGGAGAAUCUGGAAGGUGUGAAGGAUUGGCUUGAUUCUGUGGAUAUCGCGUACACAGAAGGGCCUCUCAAUCUGAAUUGGACUACGAUUAUGAAGACAGUUGUCAGUGACCCGUACGGCUUCUUUGCUGACGGUGGGUGGUCUUUCCUGGCUGCCGAAUCGGAUUCCGAAGACGGCUCCGAUGAAGAGGAGGAAUCCGCUUUCGAGCUCUCUGAGUCAGAACUUGCCGCAGAUGAAAGCUCAGAGGAGGAUAGUGACUACGAUGACGAUGCUAGUGCUGACGAUGAUUUCAGUGCGGAUGAAGAUGAGAGUGGAGAGGACUGGGACGAGCUGGAACAUCAGGCCAAAAAGAAGGAUAGAGAAAGCGGAUUGGACGAUGAAGACCGAGGCAAGAAGCGAAAGAGGUGA